Drosophila gunungcola (fruit fly) is the source of this 3413-nucleotide messenger RNA. RefSeq lists its product as uncharacterized. The transcript is spliced from 3 exons. The record is from RefSeq and is a predicted model, not a curated record. Bases 241 to 3294 code for a protein of 1017 amino acids. NCBI's taxonomy places the organism in Eukaryota, Metazoa, Arthropoda, Insecta, Diptera, Drosophilidae.
UUUAUUUCAUUUUGGUCUGGUCAGAGUUGGGUUUGUUUUUAUAUUCAGAACACUGUUUUGCCUGUCCAUCUCAGUUUUAUUGUAAAGUUUAGUAUAGUAAGUCUAUAAAAAAGUACUUUCAAAAAUCCAAAGUAAAAAAAUUUUGUAUAAGCGGAAAUCGAAUUCCGCCACAACCAAAAGCCCAGACAGGCAGUAAAAACUAGCAGAUUGCAAGCCAUAGGAUAAGCUUAAGUCUUCGAAAUGGGACCCAAGAAGAAGUCGGUAGCUGUUGCUGUUGCCGAACCUCCACCGGAGCCGCCAAAAGAGAAGAAAGCCCCUCCGGAGAAGGAACCCCUUCCCAUUUUCGUAUUCGACGUCAUUGUCACGAAUGUGCAGGCCAACAAAACGGAGUUCACCAAUCCGGCCAAGCUGGAAAUCACUGCCAACUUUUUUAAGACUUCAUUUCCACUGACGCCCAGUCAGAUCAAUGUCACUGACUUCAAGGCUGGCGCUGGUCUCACCUUCCAAAAGGAGCCGAAGGAGGUCCGCAAGAAUGUGAACGACUGCGGCAUAGCCUUCACCGUGACGUACAGCAAAAAGGUGAUUGGCUCUGGCCAGGCCUCCUUUCCGCCCAGCGUGGUCGAGACAAUCGAGAAGGACAUGGCCGAUAUCCUCCACUCGGACGUCAUCAGCCUGGCAUCCGCCGGAGAGGUGACCGGCAAGUUGGAGUUCCUCUGCCGACUGGUCAUCAUGUGCAUCGCUGACGAACCUGAAACCGUAUGUAGUCGCAAUAUGGACAGGAGUAUCAAUCCACAGGACAUCAUGUUCGUGAUGGGCGAGUCGCAGGUGUGUCCCAGUGCCUGCGAGCCAUGUCGCAAUGAUUUGGAGGAGGAGGAGGGGGAUGAGCGCCUCAAACUGGACCUGGAUCGAUAUCGCAGCCAGGGAGGCGGCAUUAAGCCCUUCAAUAUGAUGACGGACAACGGAUCCGGCAUCCCAGCCUGCUGUGAACUAAAGAAAAUGGCCAUUGAGUACGAGCAGAUGAUCGAUACGAUAACCAGGCGGACGGGUAUGCCUCUGCCCAAGCCUCCUUGUCGUGAUCCUGACGAGGUGAACAACUUUGGGAUGAAUCCCUGCUGGUGUCAGCCAGAACCGCCCGCGUUUAUGGAGCUGCCAGCGAAGCCGGACAAGCCGUGCUUCGCCUACCUGCCCGCCGUCGAAGAUCAGGAGCCGGAUUUUUGCGACAAGAACCUCAAUCCGGUGCCCAUAGCCGACUGCGACGGCCAGCCGCCGGACAUCAAGCCCAUCCGCUUCUGUCCGGUCUGCCUGACCAACAUGUCGUGGCUGCCGAAGUUCGCGGCGUGCCCCAAGUGUGGCAUCAAGCCGAUGCCCGUGGUGGAGGAGCGGCACAGGGAGAAGAAGCUGUCGGCGGACCAGAUCCUGCUCGAGUACCUGGGCAAGGGGCCAGCCACCUUGGACGACUACUGCGUGGAUCCCUGCGACAAGGCCAACAGGGAGAAGAACACGGCCGCCGAGGACGAGGAGUGUCCGCCCUGCCGCUGCACCUGCAAGUUCGGCAAGAUGUGUGCCCACUGUCGCAUCCGCAAGCUGUGCGCCGACAUCUUCAAGAGCGACCAGCCGGGACCCAAGUGCCCCAAGGUGGAGCCCAAGGAAUCCGAGGACUACUGCGUGGUGAACAAGAGCUCCGACGACUGUCGCCCCUACCUGGCCAAGGUCUUCUCGGAGCUGCGCGAUCUCUACGACAUCAAGGACACCAAGAAGAUGUCCGAGCUGGACGAGAACUGUGAUCGGGCGGUGCCCAAGGCGGACAGGCCCGCUAAGGCGGAGCCCAAGAAGGGCGAGAGCCGGGCGCCACGUAAGGCGCCCUAUGUACCGCCCAACAACAAGGGCCAGUUCUCCAGCAGACACAGGCAGUGUGUCCUGCAGUCGGGAUUCGUCUCACGUCGACAUGGCUGGGCCUGGAGCAAAAGCUGGGAGGCCAAGAAGCUGGGCUGGCGACCGGGGGCCAUUCGCAAGCCGAUCAAGCGCCUGAUGAAGUUCUUUCUGGACCGACCUGCCCAGGAGACGGCCUUCGCCAAGUGCAAGGACACGGAAACGUUGGGGCGGGAAAAGGAGUUGGCCUCGCCGGUGCUCAAUAUCAGCAAGAAGAAUGGCGAGAUCUUCAUCACCCUGCGGCCGCUUACGCCCUUGGGAGUGCGCCAGAGACCCAUCACCUUCCGGAUUGUGAAGAGCGAACUGGCGGUGGCCCUGCGCGAGAUCAAGCGGAAGCUUAAGGACAAGGGCUUCCACAAGUGCACCUGCCACCAGACCCUGAUGAUGUGCAGCUGCCGGCAUCCCGUCGAAAAGGUCCACCUGCAGAGGGCUCUGGACAGGGAGUGCCGGCGUCACUGCAUCCCUCCGGCUGGCGACCACCUGGUGCUCACGGACACCAGCGAAAGCGACAUGGAGUUCGACUUCGAUGUCACCCCGCCGGCGGGAACGGAGCAGCCUUGCCAGCCACCGCCGCCGGAAACCGUGAACCAUGGCACCCAGACCUCCAAGAAGGACCAGUUGCCCCUGCCGCCGGAGUAUCCCAUCCGGGUGCCACCUUACUACAGAGGCUUCGACUGCGCCGUGGGUGAUCGCUACAUGGGCACGGCCUUCGGACUGCCCGGUGAGGGGGUCUUCGAGGAUGGGGUCUUCGGACUGAUGGGCGGUGGCCCUCACGGACCCAAUCCGUUGCCCUGCGGCAGACCCCGCGUGCCUGGAGCUUGGGGGGGUGGAGGCGGCGGUGGAGGUGCCGGUGGAGGUGGCGGCAUCUUCGGCGGCGGAAAAGGACGAAGAAUGGGAGGUCCUGGAGGACCUGGAGGUCCAGGAGGACCGGGAGGAGGCUUUGGAGGCAUGGGCGGCGGAAUCUGGAAAGGAUUCCCCGCCGCCGGCGUUGGUAAGCCAAAAGGUGUCAAAGCCGAACCGAUACCAGUGCGCUUCCCCAAGCGGUUCCUCAAGCCCGCCGAGGAUGCAGCCAAGGCGGCCAGACAGGCGGAGAAGGACGCGCUGGAGACCAAGAAGAAGGGCAUCAACAUGAUCAAGUACCUGCAGAAGAAGGGCACACUGGUCCGCCCAUGGAAUCCGCAAGAGGGUAAGGACAAGAGGCCAAGGCCCAAGCCGGCCAAAGUGGCCGGAGAAGAUGGCUUGAAUGAUUUCCAAAGGAAGCGUAAGUUCCUGCUGGACGGACCUCCUCCAAUAUUAUCCCAGAUUCCGAGGCGGGGCAAGGGAUACGAUCCCUGCGAUCCUUAUCGCCUGGAUAUUGUCUGCUAAAAAGGCCGGGAUUUUCGCCGCAUUCAUCUAUACUGCUUUCUUUCUAAUGUCGCGAAAUAUUCAAAUGGCUCUUUCAAAUAAUAUGUCUCGCAUAUUUUAUUAUAUAACUAUGCAUUUUA